CCUGCAUGAAACAAUGGAAGCCCCGAAAACCCUAGCUGAACUUCCGCUCUUCAGCUCUGAGUUUCUCCUAUGUGGGGUAGGGAUUGAACAAGUUGUGCUCAUCAGUGUCCAACAUUCGCUCAGAAUGCGCAGCGUAUGGAUCUUUGGAUACGGGAGCCUAAUCUGGAGGCCUGGUUUCGAGUACGAGACGUCAAUGGUCGGCCACGUCAAAGGCUUCCAACGCGUAUUCUAUCAGGGCAACGAUAGGCAUAGAGGAAAUCCUGAACGGUGGGGACGAGUGGCGACCUUGAUGGACUGCGAAGAGUCAACUGUAUGGGGCCGCGCGUUCCUCGUCAAUAUCGACGAGGGAGCGACAGAUUGUCCUCUAGCGUAUCUAGACAACAGAGAAUCGAAGCAAGGGGGCUAUGCCACUCUGACCACGACUUUCUACCCAAGGGCUGGCCAUCUGAGUCCCGUGGAGGCUCUAGUCUACGUAGCGUUACCAAACAAUUCGUUAUAUCUGGGACCGAGGGGCUAUACCGAUAUGGCUCGGGAGAUCAUUGCCAGUCAGGGCGAGUGCGGGUCCAAUGUCGAGUAUGUUCUCAACAUAGCGGAUUUCAUGAGAGAAGAAGUCUACGGGAUCGACGACGAGCAUUUGUUCAUGCUAGAAAUGCACAUACUAUCCGAGCUCCAGCACUGGACCGAACACACGCCGAGUUUCCGGGACAAAGUGGUCUCCGAGCGGUCGUCGUGCGCGAAAUUAGUGCACGCGGCGAAUUCCGCCUGCGACGAUGGGAGAACGUCACAGGGUUGCGCGGCAGGCGCUCAAAACAAACAGCUCCAAGGAGGACAAGCGGCCAACGGUGAUGAUUUCACUUCAUCGCUCCUCGCGCGGAAAUUACGUUGCGUCGACAUUUGAUGAUGUUCCAUUCUAGACGGUGUUCAAGUUCCUUGAAGGUAUGACUUGUGAAAAUUGUUCCUGUUCCGCAAAUUCUUGCGAAGAAGUCAUGUAUGCCAAAUAUUUGCGCCCACCCUUUGUAUAAAUUCCUCUGCUCAGCUCACGUCGGUUUCGGCAGCGGAAAAUUCUCUUUCCAUGUAUUUACAAUGUGUCCGGUGCGCUCGUGCAGAUGAAUAGACUUCCCUAGGUGUUGAAACAAUUUUGAGAGUGAGUGGAAUUUCUGUCAGUCGCGCCGAUUCCGUUUCCCCUCGGACCCUUAAGCUCCCACGGACUUGGCUCAUGAAGUCCGGUUCACGGGCAGAGUUGCAGGUCGGGUCGACUGCUCUCAUCAGUGAUCAGCCGUGUCGUCCGUCGUAUCCAUGUCCUCGCAUUGCAAUCUUCGCUAUCAGAGGAUGCAGCAACGAUUUGAGAAUUGUAAUUGACCAAGAAUCCGAACGAAUUGACAAAGGGGGUCUCGGUUCUCUGAGUCGAACGAUCAUAAUGAAUCGAGAUGGGAUGAUGGGACCCGAGCAGCUCCAGUGGGAAUCUUCCCGGUGAAUCGUGUGGAUGACGCGCGAAGUGCUUGUGAU
This is a messenger RNA of Galendromus occidentalis (western predatory mite), 1506 nucleotides long. RefSeq names its product glutathione-specific gamma-glutamylcyclotransferase 1. Lineage: Eukaryota; Metazoa; Arthropoda; Arachnida; Mesostigmata; Phytoseiidae. Gene Ontology annotation, cellular component: cytoplasm. The transcript has 7 exons. Gene Ontology annotation, molecular function: glutathione specific gamma-glutamylcyclotransferase activity. Gene Ontology annotation, biological process: glutathione catabolic process. The record is from RefSeq and is a predicted model, not a curated record. Bases 14 to 898 code for a protein of 294 amino acids.